AUGUACGUAGGUGCACCACGGUUUCCAGUGACAAUUGCGACAGGUCAGUCACUAUCACAGAACCGCCACAUUCUACAGUGUUUGUGUGGUAUUAACAACAGUAGCAGCAGUGACAACUGCAGUGGUAGUAGUAGUAGUAGUAGUAGUGGUAGUGGUAGUAGUAGUAAUAGUAGUAGUAGCAGUAGUAAUAGUAGUAGUAAUAGUAGUAGUACUGAUAGCAGUAGUAUUAGUAGUGAUAGCAGCAGUAAUAGAAGCAUCACUAGGAAGGGUAGUAUUAGUUGUUGUAGUAAGAGUAGUAGUAGUAGUGUGAUGGUGGAUGAAUCGGUGAUGCUCGACAUAACAAUUUUGAAAACUGUUGCGGUGAAAUACACCCUGCCAUCUCUUCUAACAAAACCACUGAACUAA
Loa loa (African eye worm) is the source of this 405-nucleotide messenger RNA. RefSeq lists its product as hypothetical. The coding region runs from base 1 to 405 and encodes 134 amino acids. The record is from RefSeq and is a predicted model, not a curated record. The transcript has 2 exons. Lineage: Eukaryota; Metazoa; Nematoda; Chromadorea; Rhabditida; Onchocercidae.